CUCUCUUCCUCCUCCCAUUUCCCCUCCUUAGUACUGUCGUGCAAUCAUGUCCACCACUGCCCGCGCCGACUUCGAGGCCGUCUUCCCCUCUUUGCGGGAAGACCUUCUGAACUAUGCGAAGCAGUACAAGCUGCCCCAGAACGCUCUCGAGUGGUUCGAGAAGGCCCUCAACGUCAACGUCCCCGGUGGAAAGCUCAACCGUGGUCUCUCCGUCCCCGACACCGGUCUCGCUCUCCUGAAGAAGCCCCUGACCGAUGAGCAAUUCAAGCACCUCAGUCUGCUGGGCUGGCUCACUGAGCUGCUCCAGGCUUUCUUCCUGGUCAGCGACGACAUCAUGGACGGCUCCAUCACCCGUCGUGGCCAGCCCUGCUGGUACAAGCACGAGGGAGUCGGUCUGAUCGCCAUCAACGACGCCUUCCUGCUCGAGUCCGGCAUCUACAUCAUCCUGAAGAAGUACUUCCGCUCCCACCCCGCCUACAUCGAUCUCGUCGAGCUCUUCCACGAGACCACCUACCAGACCGAGCUGGGUCAGCUGUGUGACCUCAUCACCGCCCCCGAGGACAACGUCAACCUCGACAACUUCUCCAUGGAGAAGUACAUGUUCAUCGUCACCUACAAGACCGCCUACUACAGCUUCUACCUCCCCGUCGCUCUGGCCCUGCACUACCUCCAGCUCGCUACCCCCGAGAACCUGCGUCAGGCCCACGACAUCCUAAUCCCCCUGGGUCAGUACUUCCAGGUCCAGGAUGACUACCUCGAUGCCUACGGUGACCCCGCCUUCAUCGGCAAGAUCGGUACCGAUAUCCAGGAUAACAAGUGCUCGUGGUUGGUCAACCAGGCUCUGCAGCGUUGCAACGCCGAGCAGCGCAAGGUCCUCGAUACGGCUUACGGUCGUAAGGACGCCGAGCUGGAGGCCAAGGUCAAGGCCCUGUACAAGGAGCUCGAUCUGGAGAAGAUCUACAAGGAAUAUGAGGAGAGUGUUGUGGGUGAAAUCCGCACUAAGAUCAACAGCAUCAACGAGUCGGAGGGUCUGAAGAAGGAGGUCUUCGAGGCCUUCCUGGCGAAGAUCUACAAGCGCACUAAAUAAGCAGAGACUUUCGGCGAAUUUUCUUCGGAGGAAUGAUAUACCCGCCUACCCUUUUCCGCCGCGUCUACAUAAUCCUACAUAAUAAUUUCCCCGUACAUUGUGCCCUACAUACCCCCAUCGAGAUAGAUUAGCUGAACUUGAGACGUACAUUGCAUACACAGCUG
Molecule: messenger RNA, 1251 nt
Organism: Aspergillus vadensis CBS 113365
Lineage: Eukaryota; Fungi; Ascomycota; Eurotiomycetes; Eurotiales; Aspergillaceae
Gene: erg20
Product: bifunctional (2E,6E)-farnesyl diphosphate synthase/dimethylallyltranstransferase
Exons: 2
Coding region: 47-1087 (346 amino acids)
Biological process (GO): trans, trans-farnesyl diphosphate biosynthetic process
Cellular component (GO): cytoplasm
Molecular function (GO): dimethylallyltranstransferase activity; (2E,6E)-farnesyl diphosphate synthase activity
Source: RefSeq, a predicted model, not a curated record